AUGGCUUGUGUGCACUCUCUCGUGUUGCUCCUGCUUGGUGUGGCGGUUCUCACCACUCCAGCACUAGCUAGUUCCAGGCUUUCACUUUUUGAGCCUUCACCAAUUAACAGUAUUGAAAAACCACUCACCACCACCACCACCACUCCUAUCAUGAAUAACUUGAAGCCAUCAUCAGUUUAUAGGCCCCCACCAAAAGUUAAACUUGAAAAACCACUUACCACCCCUCCUACGCUGACUAAUUUCAACACGACAUCGUUUUAUCCUCCCACAAAAGAUGAUCACAUUGGGAAACCACUCACCAACACUCAUGUUAACCCAUCAUCUGUUUCCACUCCUCCACCAGAUGAUGACACGGAACCACUCACUGUGACUCAUAUCAACCCAUCAUCUAUUUAUACGCCUCCAGAAACUAAUAUUGAGAAAGCACCAUCAUUUAAUAAUAAUCCCCCUUUACAAUAA
Messenger RNA from Cajanus cajan (pigeon pea), 459 nucleotides. The record is from RefSeq and is a predicted model, not a curated record. Lineage: Eukaryota; Viridiplantae; Streptophyta; Magnoliopsida; Fabales; Fabaceae.